AUGAUCAUGUCUUAUCACGAAAAGCACUUGAAGAAUCUCAAGGAUAGCAGCCUGUUCUCGGGGGAGGCUUUUAUUGACGGGCAAUGGGUUUCUAAGGACAAGACAUUUGACGUCUACGUUGAAGAUUUCCAGAAAGCCAUCGAGAGUGCGGACAAGGCACAACGAAGCUUUUUUGAAAGCACAACCGGGACCCAGAGAGGAGCUCUCUUAAGAAAAUGGAAUGACUUGAUCCUGGAGAACCUGGAUGACCUCGGGGCCGUUCUUUCCCUUGAAAACGGAAAGACCUUGAGCGAGGCAAAGGGUGAGAUCGUAUAUGCUGCAAGCUUCAUAUCAUGGUUUGCAGAAGAGGCCACUCGUUCUUAUGGCGUCACGAUCCCAUCCUCUACUCCUCACACCACUCUCAUGACCAUCCGAGAACCAGUGGGCGUGUGUGGGAUCAUCACACCCUGGAACUUCCCUGCUGCGAUGAUUACCAGGAAAGUCGGCCCGGCUCUCGCCGCUGGGAACUCCGUUGUGAUCAAGCCACCCAGCGAGACACCAUACACCUGUAUUGCUCUUACCAAGCUGGCCGUGAAGGCCGGUCUGCCCCCUGCGACAAUUCAGGUCUGCCCUACAAAGGACCGUGCAGCUGCCACCGAGAUAGCCAAAAGUCCGCUGGUCAAGAAGCUCAGCUUCACGGGCUCGACUGGUGUGGGUAAGAAACUGGCCGAGCUGGCAACGGGCACCCUGAAGAAGGUCAGUCUAGAGUUGGGCGGGAACGCGCCAUUCAUUAUUUUCGACGACGCAAACCUCGACUUGGCCGUAGAGGGUGCAAUGUUCUGCAAGUUUCGUUGCUCGGGGCAGACGUGUGUCUGCGCAAAUCGACUUUACGUUCAGAAGGGCGUGGCCAAGGCUUUCACAGAGAAGCUCGUCAACGCUGUUCAGGCGCUGAAGACGGGACCGGGGCUGGAGCCCUCAACCACUCAGGGUCCAUUAGUGAAUAAGGCCGCCGUAGACAAGGUCAAGGAGCAUGUCGACGACGCCAUCUCAAAGGGCGCAAAAAUUGAGCUCGGCGGCAAGACGCCUGAAAAGGCUGGCUUCUUCUACGAGCCUACGGUGCUCUCCGGCGUCACAACAAAGAUGCUGGUCAGCAAGGAGGAGACGUUCGGCCCUCUCGCUCCCAUAUUUGAGUUUGAGACCGAAGAGGAGGUUCUGCGGCUGGCCAACGAUACCGAAUUCGGUCUGGCAGGAUACUUCUUCUCACAAGACAUCGCGCGGGCGAUGCGUGUAGCACAGAAACUCCAGUGUGGUAUGGUGGGUGUCAACACCGGAAAGAUCAGCGCGGCCGAGGCUCCUUUUGGGGGAGUCAAGGAGAGCGGAUACGGAAAGGAGGGCAGUCUUUACGGUCUCGAGGAGUACCAAAUUAUCAAGAGCGUCACAAUUGGAAACCAGAACGUCGGUGUCUAA
Messenger RNA from Diaporthe amygdali, 1446 nucleotides. RefSeq names its product succinate-semialdehyde dehydrogenase. Gene Ontology annotation, molecular function: succinate-semialdehyde dehydrogenase (NAD+) activity. The record is from RefSeq and is a predicted model, not a curated record. The coding region runs from base 1 to 1446 and encodes 481 amino acids. Lineage: Eukaryota; Fungi; Ascomycota; Sordariomycetes; Diaporthales; Diaporthaceae. The transcript has 5 exons.